CCUCUUUGCCACGAAAGCAAGAAGUUAUCUGAUAAAAUGGCAGUUGUCUCUUUCUGGAUGAAAACGCGUUUAGUAGAACUACGAGAUUGAAACCAUGUGAUUUGACAAAACGACGAGUCGCUUACCCGUAAACUGGACUUUGGUCCACUCCGUUUGCCGUAAUGAGUCGAACUGGUUUGUUAUCCCUGGUAGUAUGUCUUUCUCUUGUUUAUGCCGGUGGCGAAUCCAGUCAUUCAUCAAUGACGCCCGAAGAGAAGCACACAAUGAGGGACAAGGUUUUGGAGAUGUUUCGCCAUGCCUACGACUCUUAUAUGGACCAUGCUUAUCCUGCUGAUGAGCUUAUGCCACUUAGCUGUAAAGGCCGUGUGAGAGGUGUGGAAGCCAGCCGAGGGGAUGUUGAUGAUGCCCUUGGGAAGUUUUCCUUGACAUUGAUCGACACAUUGGACACAUUAGCAGUUCUAGGAGAUGUAGAGGAGUUUGAAAAGGCUGUGCGACUGGUGAUCAGAGAUGUUUCAUUUGAUAACAAUGUGGUGGUUUCAGUGUUUGAGACAAACAUAAGGGUCUUAGGGGGACUUCUUGGAGGGCAUUUUGCUGCAAUAGCAUUGAAGACGGCUGGCAAAGGCAUGCUGUGGUAUAACAAUGAACUGGUGCCUAUGGCAAAGGAAAUUGGCUAUCGACUGCUACCAGCCUUCAAUACCUCCACUGGCAUACCCUAUCCUCGUGUCAACCUAAAGUAUGGAAUCCACCACCCAUCUUCAGGGACAGGUAGUGAGUCAGACACUUGCACUGCUUGUGCUGGAACAAUGAUCAUGGAAUUUGGUGCACUGUCCAGACUCACUGGGGAUCCAAUAUUUGAGGCAAAGGCACAGAAAGCUAUGGAGGCAAUCUGGAUCCACCGCAGCCGGGCUAGUGAUUUGGUUGGAACCGUAAUUAACAUUCACAAUGGGGACUGGGUUCGGAGAGACAGUAAUGUUGGUGCUGGUAUUGACUCUUACUAUGAAUACUGUUUGAAAGCCUAUAUUCUUCUUGGAGAUGAAACUUACUUGGAAAGGUUUAACAAGCACUACAAGUCUAUAAUGCAGUACAUAAACCAAGGCCCAUUGUUCCUGAGUGUUCAGAUGCAUCAACCCGACAGAACAACACAUGCUUACAUGGAUGCUCUACAAGCAUUCUGGCCAGGACUUCAAGUGCUUAAAGGUGACCUGAAGAAAGCCAUUGAAAUGCAUCAGAUGUUGUACGAGGUCUCCAAGAAACACACCUUCCUACCAGAGGCAUUUACCACAGAUUUUGAGGUUCACUGGGGACAGCAUCCUCUCAGACCUGAGCUUGUGGAAAGCACAUACUUCCUUUAUGAGGCCACAGGGGAUCCAUAUUAUCUUGAUGUUGGAAAGCAUAUCGUGGAAAAGAUAAAUGAACAUGCUAGGGUAUCCUGUGGUUUUGCUGCUCUUAGGGAUGUCAGAACACUAAGUCAUGAAGACAGGAUGGAUUCAUUUGUCUUAGCUGAGACAUUCAAGUACCUGUAUCUGUUGUUUACUGAAAAAGAAGAUCUGGUGUUCAACAUGAACCAGUUUAUUUUUACAACGGAGGCUCAUCUGCUGCCUCUUAGUCUGUCUACAAUGGCUGUGAAUGCAUCAGCAUCACAGGAACUCAAAUAUAAUUUGACUUUAAGUGCAGACAAUGAGCAUGAGUAUACAUGCCCCAUAACACAACACGAUCAAGCGUCAACUGCAGAGUUUGCUAAAGAGGUGCGACGUAAAAGUAGAACACAAACACAGGAGAGCUGUCCUAACAAAAAGCAAGCCUUUGCUUUCAGCUCCAACAAGCCCCCACGUUUAAGAGCUGAACAGUUUGUACCUGGAAAUCAAGAACAUGUUAAAAUCCUUAAGUCCAUGGGCAUCACUGUGGUUCAAACGAAAGAUGGAAGAAUACAGCUCAUGCAAUCUGCUGCAUCGGCUGAGAGUCAAGCUGAUGCAGAAGAUGGCAUCAAGUUCAUGCAAGAGAUGAUUGAACUGGCAAAACAGCGCAAUGAUGAAUCAGUUGUUCAAGAAAACCCUCGUGUGGUCCAGCUUAUGUCUGCGCCUUAUAAGGGAAAUGUAGUUCUCAAUGCCUGUCCAGCACAGUUUGGCUUAGAUCUGAGCAAAGGAGAUGUUGGGAUGGGUGCAGAGGUUUCCAUCGCUGAGCCUAUUAAGGCAUGUUCCUCUCUCGUUAAUGCAGAGGAGCUGAAGCACAGAAUUGCUGUGAUAGAAAGGGGCGAGUGUAUGUUCAUCGACAAGGCCCGGCAGGCUGAGGCUGCAGGCGCGGUUGGUGUGAUCAUCAUCGAUAACAACGAAGGUAGCUCGAGUGAUAAGCAGCAGAUAUUUGCCAUGGCUGGCGAUGGUUCCAAUGAUGAUGUCAAGAUUCCAGCCGUGCUUCUGUUCAGUGAGGAAGGGCGUAUACUGAAGAACGCCAUAGCGGCAAUGGAGGACGUUAAUCAGCACCUUACAGUGCGUCUAGCCUCCAAAGCUACUGGGAUGUCGGCUAAGAAAGAACCUCCAGUUGCUGGACAACUGGAAGAGGAGCCAUCAGUUGCAAAAGAAUCGCAGGAAAACCAACAAUCUGUCAUAGAAGAAAAUCAGCCGUCCUCUGACGCUGAAAAUGUUCAAACAUCAUCUGGAAAUAAAGCCAUUCACAGCAGUGAUAUUGAUCAAAACGAGGCAUUGCAGGAUAAACAAUCACCGCAAACCAACGAAAAAAGAACAGCCUCAACAAAAUCAUCUGAAAAUGAGGAAACGCCUGUAAAUCCAGGUGUCGUGUCUGUGGGACAGAAUGAAGUGUUUUGCGCUGCCACAGGCAGACCAUGCACUAAUCCGAGCACCGAGCAUGCUCACGAACAUCAAGCUGACUCAGCAAGUCAGGCUGAGACGAUAAACAGCGAGAGUAUUGAUACAGAAGUGAUAACGUCUCCAGAGAACUCUGCAUUUGACAGUGACAGUGAAACUAGUACUGAAGCAACUCAGUCAAGUCAAAUUACAAACGACUGUUCUAUAGAAAGUGAACAAAAUACACAAAGAACAGAACACAAGAACGAUGAAAAAACUCAGGACGAACACACUGAGAAUGUGGACGCUACUGUGAGGACUUAAAUGCAACGAAAUGUUUCCAUCAUUCAAUUAUUAUUAUCAAUCGUAGAUGUUUACACUAUAACGUCAUUUAGGAAUCCCUAAAGAUUUGUUUUGUUUUCUCGUGCCAAUAGUUAUUUAAGCGGCGCAAUUAAAUAGCAGUGAAUUGUAAAUGAUACAGGAAAAGGAAGUGAAAAGCUCAUUUCGGGGGAGAUGGCAAAUGUUAUGUUGAAAGAUGAAGCAUUCCCGACCCAAAACAGAACCAUAAACCUUCGCGCGCAUACUCUUGGGUUCAGUCUUUUCUAAGUGAGCCAGUAAUCAAAUGACGUCAGAGUGCAAACAUCUUAUUGUAGAUUUAAUAAUGGGCUAAUAUGAAGAAGAAAACAGUUGGGGGAAGAAAAGAAUUUUUCCUUAUUUAUUGUCCAAUCAAGAACUCGGUCGACUUGUAUUCGAAAACUAAGUUAAUCCUGGGAGACUCAAAUGACCAAGCGCCUCCUGAAAUAUUAUCAAGCGCUUCUGUAGGUCAUUAAUUAGUAAGAGGGAAAAUAUAUUGCAACUUUAAACAUUCAUGAUCGAUUACAUAACGAACCAUGUCAUGGUCUCGUAUGUGAUCGUUUUAAGGGUGGGUGGGAGGGGAGGGUGGCUUAUGUGCUAGCAAAACAAAAAACAUUUGAAGAGGGUAAGACAAACUUAUCAGAUUGACUAAAAGUUUUAUCUUCUGCAUGUUCUCUUCGUACCUUUCCUUGUGCGAAGUAACUAUUUAGAUAGGAACAUCUUGUAAUUUUAUGCCUUUGCUGUUUCUUUGCGGUUAGAGUGGUAUUCAAAUUUGUUCUGUUUGUGUCAACUGGCGCACCUUGUUCUAUCCAACUUUGAAUCAUUUUGAUAUAAUUUUUGUCCAAUCAGGAGUAAACCCAGCCUUAUCGCGAUUAGGCUCAAGCUUGUAGUCUCGGCGUGUUUUCCCGAUUGUUUUAAUGCUAGUGAUACUGUCAUGACUGGCUUGUGUUUUCUCUAGGUGUGGUUUUGUCAGUGAUUAACUUAAGCCAGUGAUUGACAUGUGGCAAACUUUCAAUCUGAUUGGCUAAGCACGCACCUACUGUCAAUGGAUAGAAGGUCCUUGGAGGGUGCGGUUAUGCUAAAAUAAUUAGCCUGUACACUGUUGGUAUCGACGUUAGUGGAGAUGGGGUAGACAGUCAUCCGAGAAACAAACCGACAGUACAGUCUAAUUAAUUAGAAAACCGCUCUAUAUCUGAGGGAGCGCUUUCUUAAUAGUAGAGUCGCUAAACCACUCUAUAUGACGGUUUAUCCUCUCACUCUCAAGUGUGAUCAAGUUUAACCUAAAUUUGAUUUUGCAAUUCUGCUUUACUAGCUUUUAUUUUGGCACAAAUCAGAGCCGGUAUUAAUCAUAGACUUAACUGUUAGAGAAAACCUUUUAAUCGGAUCUUCUCCUUACCAAACAAUUUACUAACGUUCACCACAAGUAUUGUAAUGGUCUAUUUCUACCAAACAAAACUCGGAGUUUUUUUAGACUUUCUUAUUAAAAUCCUUCGCGGUUGUGUAUCAAGGUUUGAGUGUUGCAAACAUUUUUUUCUUUCGAUCUCAACAAGUCUAGGGUGUUUUUUUUUCCCAAGGUUCUCUUUUCUUUCAGCUUCAAAUACCAAUACAGGACAACAUUCUUCGUUAACGUUCAUGGCCGGACAGGGAGUCCUGGCACUUCUAGGGAAACGUUCAAAUUUGAAAUUGAUAUGUUAUUUUGCUUGGAAAAACCUUAAGAAUAUAUUUGGGAUUGAUAGCUUUCAUAUUGUAAAUAGAAAUAUAAGCAGUGCAUCAGUGUUAUUGAACUUGAGGAAUGUGACAAAGUUAAUGUUCCUCCAGUUACUCUGCUCGCAGCCGGAUAUAAUGAGGAACGGUUGCGACUCUUCAAUUUUGAAAUUAAAAGAAUGCUAAAUAAAACCUUAAACGAGGUGUA
Orbicella faveolata is the source of this 5064-nucleotide messenger RNA. RefSeq names its product ER degradation-enhancing alpha-mannosidase-like protein 3. Gene Ontology annotation, cellular component: membrane; endoplasmic reticulum. NCBI's taxonomy places the organism in Eukaryota, Metazoa, Cnidaria, Anthozoa, Scleractinia, Merulinidae. Gene Ontology annotation, biological process: carbohydrate metabolic process; endoplasmic reticulum mannose trimming; mannose trimming involved in glycoprotein ERAD pathway. The record is from RefSeq and is a predicted model, not a curated record. Gene Ontology annotation, molecular function: mannosyl-oligosaccharide 1,2-alpha-mannosidase activity; calcium ion binding.